UAUAAGGCGACUGGAGUUUGGAAGUUAUUAAUAUUUAGUUGUGUAUUCCUAUGCAUUACUGUGUCGUCCUCAACUGUUUUUAUUUUAAAAAGGUAGGUCUGUUACCAAUUCAAUGUAUCUUUUAGUUUUGCUAUGAAAGUCACUUACAUUUUUAACAAUCAACAUUGUUUUUAACUGAAGCAAAUAUCACAUCCUGUUCGGGAUAUAUUUGCGAAUAAAAAAUAAUGGGUCUCUCUUUUUUUUUAAAUGGGUUGGUAGGAUUUGCACUACAUACGGGCCUAAUCUUUAUAAAAAGGGGGGGGGGGGGGGGGGGAGGCCUAAGUGUCCCCAUUGGAUGACAGGUAAUACUUGAGUAUUGAACGGUGUUGAAGUGUUAUUGGAAUUACAGACAUGAUCAGUGUGAGUCCGGGAAUUUCCAAUACUUCCCAUGGUGACCGUCCGAGUCAGGUUGGGUGAGAUCGUUACUAAAUUAAAGUGUGUAGCAGUGGAUUGAGUUACAAUGUUUAAGUGGAAUAUUCUGUGUUACGGUGAAUGAAAAGUGUGUGCGUAUUUAAAAAAAAAAAUUGUUGUAGAAAAUACCGUGUAGUGUGUACUGAAUUAAGCUGUGUGGCCAUUCACGGUAUUAUUUUGUAAAACAGUGGAUAAUACAUCUUUAACAAAGGUAUGUAGCUGGUUACAACUUUAUAGUGGAGAGAAUCGGGGGCUCGAGUCCCGGAGGAACGCAUGAGGACGGCGAUCCUGUAUUUUAUCCUUAUAAAUAUAUGCCUGUAUUUUAUCCUUAUAAAUCUAUGCCUCACCGUAUCUUCUAAGAAAAUAAAGACACAUUUAUCACAGCGGGGCUGGGUAUUUUUGGGUAAGUUCGCACACUUUUCAAUUGUGUAAAUAAAAAAAAUAAAAUUGUGUUAUGUUAUCUUUAGGUUUGAACGUUUUUUUAUUUUUUACAAAUAUUUUAUGGAUUACAAUAUAUUUUUUCUUAACUGUUUAUUUUGCAUGUUACUUAUGUCUUUUAAACGCUAACAAAAAAAAAAACCAACAAAAAAAAACAACAUGAAUUAUUUAUUAAGAUAUAGUUAUUUAUUGUUUUUAUGAAAAAACUGAAUUAAAAAAUGAAUUAAAGUUUUAAAAAAUAAAUAAAUAAAAAUAACGUGUUUUUUUUCAUUCCAUGAAAUGUAACACAACACGCAAAUACAACUCAGAAAAUCAAAUGAUUACAGUAAAAGUUAUUGUGGGCAGUAUAGGAAGUGCAUUUUAAAUUUAUUUUAAAAAAAAAUAAAGAAUUAUUUUAAAGGUUCAAAGGGAGGUAAAAUUUUUAAUAGAUAUGUCGAAUACGAUGCACGAUUAGUUCCCUCUACUAAUUUCUAAUGAUGCGAUGGAAACAUCGUUUGAAAAGGUGAGGGGUGGAGAGGCUGGUGUGAACCAUGCACACAUCUUUAUUGUUAUCGUUCACUUUAUUCCAGUACGCUCUAGAAGUCAAUGAGAGAUACUCGGUGGAGGAACAACGCCAUGUCACUGCUUUGGUCAACAUCAAACAUGGCGCGCAGGUCAAGUCUUGUCAAUGAGUGGCGAAGUGCUGCAAGUGAGUUCACUUCUAGCAUCAAUGCAUGGCAUUCUCUAGUUAUGGUGUUAUGGUCAGUUCAAUAGCGCGAAUUCUUUUUUUUAUAAUUUCCGAUUACCGCGCUAAAUAUGAUUCUUUGAAAUACACUAAGUGUGUUUGGUGCGUAAAUAUUUUCUUUUGUUAGACGGAAAUUUUCUCGAUUUAAAUAUAGUGUCUUAAGUUUACGACGUAAAAGUGUUUGGGACGUUUGAAUAUUAGUAUAGUUCAGGGGUAGUGACAUACCCAGGGGUAUGAAAAAUACCGACUGCAUUUUGGUGAGGUGGCCAUCAUAUAUAAGAUACUAUAAAAAUAAGAUACGCUACUUUCAUUGAUCAAAGUAAAUAGAAAUGUAUUUCUAGAUGACAUGGUACAUAUGCAUUGCCAACACAUAGAUACAUACUCCUAUACCAAGGCAACAUUUUUUUUCAAAAUAAAAAAAAUAAAAACCAAAAAGUCUUUAGGAUUCCCCAAGGGCAAUUAUUAGCCAACCUAUGCGAGCCAAAAAUCCCCCCCCCCCCCAGCCCCCCAUUUUAGAGGAAAUAUUGAAUUGAAGUAUUAUUAAUUAGAUUUUGUAACCGCCGGGAGGGGGUCGGAGAGAGGAGCAGGCUUGUCAAUUCUGAAAUUCUGAAAAUUAAUACACAAAUUGAAACGCAUUUUUUGGUGAACUUAGAUUUUAAAAACAAAAAAACUAUAUAUUGUUACCGCUUCCGUGAGCAAGUAGAAAUGUAAGAAUUGCUGCAAAUUAAUUUUUUUUAUCCAAUUUUAUUAUCAUAUAAGAUAUGGGAGUAUUGUUGCUUAAUAAGCACUUUGUCGCAUGUCCCCAGGCCAACUUCAGGCAUCAUGGCGAAAUAGCGCCACCUACAGCACCCAUUUUGUGAGGAGUGCGAAUGGUAAAUAUGACGAAGAUCAUCUUUUAAAUCAAUUGCAUAACUCAUAUGUUUGUCGUCAACAGUUUCAUGACUCAUAUGUUUGUCGCCACCAAUUUCAUAACUCAUAUGUUUUUCAUCAACAGUUUCAUAACUCACAUGUUUAUUGUUACCGGUUUCAGAACUAUAACGUUACUUCAUUAAUCGCACCUGCUAACUGAGCCAAAUAAAUGGUUUGUAGUCAUUAACACCCUCAAAUUAUCAUUUGAAGUAAACAAUUAUAUCUUUUUUCAACAAUUUCAAAAAAGUUUGAUUUUUAGAAUACAUUUAAUUAUGAUCUUUUAACGCCACAAUAAACGAGUCCCAAACGAGACCCACACGAGACCUGCAUUUUUCGGUUUUACUACCUUUAUUUUAGAUUUUAAAAAAAGGUACAUUCGUAACUCUUAACCUUGACUGGGCUUCAGAUUAUGGACGCAAGAAUAAGAACCAAUCACAGAUGGCAAUACAGAAUGUCUAAUUAAUAGAACACAACUUUCAAGAUAUUCAGGAAACACUCAUUGUUUUAAAAAAAGAUGUUUGUGUGAUGGUGGGAUAAAAAUCGAAUAACACACACAUUUUCAGUUAGGCAGGUAUGUAGUAGUAUCACGUGCUAGUGAUGUGGCGGCGUCCCGUGUGUAGUAUAACCUGUUAGUGAUAUGACGGUGUCCCGUGUCUGGUAUAACCUGUUAGUGAUGCGACGGCGUUCCGUGUGUAGUAUAACCUGUUAGUGAUAUGACGGCGUCCCGUGUGUGGUAUAACCUGUUAGUGAUGUGACGGCGUCCCGUGUGUGGUAUAACCUGUUAGUGAUGCGACGGCGUCCCGUGUGUAGUAUAACCUGCCAGUGAUGUGACGGCGUCCCGUGUGUAGUAUAACCUGAUUGUGAUGUGACGGCAUCCCGUGUGUAGUAUAACCUGCUAGUGAUGUGACGGCGUCCCGUGUGUAGUAUAACCUGCUAGUGAUGUGACGGCGUCCCGUGUGUAGUAUAACCUGUUAGUGAUGUGACGGCGUCCCGUGUGUAGUAUAACCUGCCAGUGAUGUGACGGCGUCCGUGUGUAGUAUAACCUGCCAGUGAUGUAACGGCGUCCCGUGUGUAGUAUAACCUGCUAGUGAUGUGACGGCGUCCCGUGUGUAGUAUAACCUGCUAGUGAUGUGACGGCGUCCCGUGUGUAGUAUAACCUGCUAGUGAUGUGACGGCGUCGCGUGUGUAGUAUAACCUGCUAGUGAUGUGACGGCGUCCUGUGUGUAGUAUAACCUGUUAGUGAUGUGACGGCGUCUCGCGUUGAAGCAAAAUUCUAAUAAUAAAUUAAAAAAAAAAUUAUAGCAAAAACAACCUUUUUAAUAAAACGAAAGCAAAUGCGACAACUUUGGUUUUGCAUGUAAAAAAAUGUCGAUUUAACGAGCCCUAAAUCUCUCCACAGACACAUACGAGACUGAGUGGACUUUUGAAGGGGACCAGGGUCUGCCAGAUCGAUUCCAAAAUUGCCAAAAAAAUCCAACACAUGCAAACUUUAUCCCCGUGACCAGCCUGGAGCUCAGCCACUUCCCGGAGGAGUUCAGGCGUCCGUCACUCCUGACGCUGACCGAGUGUCUACGUGACGUCACUGUCAGACUCUCUUUGAACAAAGUCAGCUCCAAGAGACCAUCGGUCUUCCCCGGUACGAAUUUCGAAUACCCCUUCGGUGAGGGAAAACAUGACGGACGCUAUCGAUUCGGAAGCGGGCGGAUUCGAUUCGUAAACGAGAAAGAUCCUUACGAAGACGGGACCUGCCCGUGUCGCGAAUGCCAGGCAUCGUCCGAUCCGAAGGAAGACUGGUGGAGGGUGGGCGUGGUCACGGCCACCCACGUGGUGUUCAACAAAGAGGAAGCCGUGGAGACCACGUGCCGGGUCGGCUACGACAGCGAAGACAGCAGCCUGGUCACUCUGGACGGCUACGGGAUCGCCAAACGUGGUACGUUUGUCGAAGAAGACCGCUGCAACGUUCUGUUCUGCACCCACGACGCGGCUCUGGCCAACAGGCUGGCGAAGUGCGUGGCCGACUACAAGAGCAUCACCGAGAGCGUCGUGCAGGAGUUCAGCGGCGUCCCGGAAGACGAGAAGCGCCUGACGAUCAUAGUGUCCCAUCCCCACGGGUACCCCAAGCGGGUGACCUUUGGGGCGUGGCAGCACAAGGACAAGGACAAGAACGGUUUCACGCAGUACACGUACGACGCGGACACGUGCAAGGGCACCAGCGGGGCACCGGUUUACGUCCUGGACAGAAAGAAGCUGCCGUUCUGCAACCAUCCGCACAGCGCUGCUCAAGAUCUCUUCAACUAUUGCGGUGGUGGCUACGGAUAAGAAGACACUUAAUUCGUUGAUAUGAAACAUUUCAGAAUGCUUGUCAUUGUGUUCCGCUUCAUACCAUGACACGAGUGCCGACAAGGCUGUCGGUUGAAAUCCAUUCAUAUCAUUUGCUUAAAUUGAAUCCCAUUAACAGCAUGGCGUGCCAAGUUGACAAGUCCAUGUAUAUCUGUGGUGGGACCUUGACUAUGGCUGUGACCAUGCAUGCAUGUGGUGGACUCAUGCAGUAGCAUCACUAGAAUACAGAGGUCAUGGGCACAGACCGCACUGGGUGACAGCCUCACGGGUAGGCGGCACCAAAAAAGAACAACAACAAAAAAACUACAAGCUUGACAAAGUUUGCUAGAUUUAAUUUAAACCGAAGUCAGAUAAAUAUAAGUAUAUGCGAUCAGAACAGAGUGCCACAUAACAGAAUAGAGUACCACAAGAUAGGGCAGGGUGCCACCAGACAGCGCUGCGUGCCACUAGACAGAUCAGAGUGUAAACAGACAGAGCAGAGUGCAACCGGACAGUGCAUAAUGCCAUCAGUCAGAGCAUGGUGCCAUUGAGCUGAGAAGGGUUUCAUUAGAGCAGAUUGCGUCACAUCAUGGUAGGGCACUGCCGGUAGAAGUCUGGAAAGAGUGGGGGAGGAGGGGGAAUACAUCAUGAGUUUAGCACACCCACUGACACAACAACCAAAGGACGCCAUUGGUCCCAUUUAAAUAUGUUAUCUUAGGCAGGGGGGAAGAAUUGAACAAAACAAACCAAGAUCGAGUUUGCUGAAGGUCAUUGAUCAAGAAUGCUGAAGGUUAUUGAUCAAGGACGUUUCAGGUCGAUAAAUCAUGGCGAAACUGUGAUUGGACUCGUAUACAAUUUUGACAAUUUAAGAAUUAGAGACUGGUGCUAGUCCAACGCUUGCCCCCCCCCAUCCUCUCAGCAAAACAAAAACCAAGAAGUGACAGGUGUAAAGAGGUAGAUAAAACUUCCCAGAAAAAGAUGUGCAUCAAUAAAGCUCUGUUUGACUCAUUGCAAUUUGACAGUUAUUUCUGAACACUCUGUCAUGCUUUACAUUUAUUUUAUUUGGUUUAUAAGAAAAUACAUUCUCAUCUGCCAAGCACAAAGAAAAGGAAGGCCACGAAUGGUCAGAUUCAGGAUCCCAUAAGGUUUCUACAAGUUUCCGUUUGGCUAAUCGUUGUUUUAAACAAUUUAAUGGAUACAAAUAUCCAUUUUUAAUAUGUGUUUUAACUCUGCAAAUUAAAGUGGAAAACCUAAACAAAUAAAAAAUAAAAAAAAAGAAGUUAAAAAUAAUUUACUGAUAAUUAUAAUUUACUCUAAAGUACAGUAUGACACUAAAGAGCAAUUGUCCAUCAUCAUUUGAAUUAUUUUAAAAAAUGUGAUGUAAUGCUAUGUGUUGCAAUUUUUUUUGUUUUUUUGUUGUUGUUGUAGUUGAUCUAAGU
Molecule: messenger RNA, 6279 nt
Organism: Lymnaea stagnalis (great pond snail)
Lineage: Eukaryota; Metazoa; Mollusca; Gastropoda; Lymnaeidae
Source: the annotation of a GenBank genome assembly